This is a messenger RNA of Zymoseptoria tritici IPO323, 978 nucleotides long. RefSeq lists its product as uncharacterized. The coding region runs from base 13 to 978 and encodes 321 amino acids. The transcript is spliced from 4 exons. The record is from RefSeq and is a predicted model, not a curated record. Lineage: Eukaryota; Fungi; Ascomycota; Dothideomycetes; Mycosphaerellales; Mycosphaerellaceae.
CGUACUUUCUCAAUGUCUCAGCUCUCUGGCACGUUGCGCGAAGCCGCAGACAACAACGCAGAGCUCUUGUCAGAGCUGUCUGUAACAGACUAUGCCCCUUCAUCGCUGGGACAGAACGUCUCGUACAUCGCGGACCUCAAGGCUCAGAUUGCCAGUACUGACGAGGAGCUCGCACGACUUCACAAAAUCACCGAAGACGAGAAGAAGGAUCACAUCAGGUACCGAGAUUCCAACGUGAAGCGCUGGGCGCACAAGCUCGGCGGAUCGAAGGGCAAGGCGAAGUUCGAAUCGAGGUCCGAAAAGGAGGAACGAGAGUUCCUGGACGCCUGGCAAGCAGAGCGGUCGGCCAAAGAAUCCCGCGACGAACUCGCCGCUGCACUCGCCGGAGCGGAGAAAGAUCAUAGCCACCUUGACUCCGAGGCAAAGCGACACGACAAGGCGCAGGCUGCUUUGGACGCUCUGUAUCAAUCGAUCUUCGAUGGACCGACACCCGACGUUCCUGGCGAGGAUCAGAUGGAGUCGAACCUGCAGCAGGCGAAGCAGCACUUCGACCAGUCCCAGGCUCAGACCGGCACGGAGAAUAUGGCCCUGCAAGCGCUUCAGCGUGCUGAUCAGACUUUGUUCAAAGCGGCCAAGUAUAUGGAAGACGCUCUGGACAUGAGUCGAGCUGAUAUGUUUGGAGGCGGCACCUUCGUCGACAUGAUGGAGAGAGACGCCUUGGCUAACGUGCGUGAGCUCCGCUCAGCGUGCCCAAUCCCUGACAUGGAUCAGCAUGAUCGAAUCAAGAACUCAAACGCUCAAUUGCACAACGCUAUCGGCCAUCUGAAGAGCCAACUCGACCAACAAGCUAGCCGGCAGAAGUCGGCCGAUGCUGGAGUGAGGAAUGCUGCUGCAAACUUGGAGGGAACAAGGAAAGAGCUGCAGCGUAUUCGUGCUCAGGCGUUCGAGAUGGUGAACGGUGCUCAAGGUGCAUCAUGA